AUGACAAUCGAGAUUAGUAUGGCCGUAUGUAAGUCCAGAGGAACCCCAUGUGCCCGCCCUUGUUUCGAAUCGGCUCGAAAAUUAGAGCAGCCGUCUAUCGAGAUCUACGCGUCAGAGACAUCUGCUGUGAGCCAAGUCUCUUCAAAUAAAGCCAACCUGCGGUCACAACAACAGUCACUCAGCAAAAGUCUCGAAGCAAACAAGCGGGCGGUAGCGGUUGGAUUUCAGAAAACUAAUUUGUACAUCGAUGUGACUGAUAAUGAUUGGGAAAAAGAAGAUGGUACUGAGCAUCAAAACGAGCAGCUACAACCUAGUUCCGUUGUAAAGUCACGAAUGCGAAGCCAAGACCAGCCC
Opisthorchis viverrini is the source of this 354-nucleotide messenger RNA. RefSeq lists its product as hypothetical. The transcript has 2 exons. The record is from RefSeq and is a predicted model, not a curated record. The annotation marks the transcript as partial. NCBI's taxonomy places the organism in Eukaryota, Metazoa, Platyhelminthes, Trematoda, Opisthorchiida, Opisthorchiidae.